CAGAAUGCCUAACGACAACACAGCAGUUUGUGGAUGCGGAGUGGUUUUGGAUUUGCCGAAAUCUCGAAACGGAAUGACGGCAAGUAGUUUAACGAUUUUAAAUCCAAAGCCAUCAAAAGGCUCAAAGGGCGAGGGAAAAUCUUCAAAGAAACAAACAGAGGAAGGAGGCGGUGGUGGUGGAGGACGAGGUCCAAUAUCGAGGGCGUCGGAUACCGGAAGUACUAGUUCAGUUGCUGAACAAACGAGACCUGCCAAAAACAUACAUAAACACGAAAAACGAUUGAAUCCUUCAAGGAGGACCCGAAGUGCAGAAAGAGUCGAAUCACAUUAUACCUACAUUGACUCCGGUUCGAGCAUAUUCGGAGGCAGUAUACGAGAAAACGCCAUUCCGGAAGCUCUCUACGCUACCAUUGAAGACCCACCGAACGCCAGCGCAAACGGAAACGCCGGAAGUCAGCAAAAUGCACAGAAUAGGCCACAACCCGUAUACGUCCUUCCCUCAAUGACGUCACCUCCUCCUACAUACGACGUCGCGACUGGUAAAUCGUGGCAGGGAGGAUUGCCACCAUCGUACGAGGAAUAUCUUUGUCAUAACUAUCCGAUGAUAUCCCGUUCACAUACACCACCGCCUCCGUGGUCAGAUUCAACAGUCGGUAUUCAGCAGGCGCGCAGGGAUCUUUUUGCGAGCCAAUCAGAACUCACUGAAUAUCUAACACAACUGACUCUGGUGCAAGCUAACCAAGAUCAGGUCUCUCACCAAUUCCCAUUAGUGCGACAUUCAACGACUGUUAACCAGCAAGCCCUCAGGAAACAGGCGAUGAGGACGCAAAGAGCGCGCGCUAUGCCUCCCAGAUCCCAAAGUGAAAGUCGAGCUCAGCAGCAGCGGAUUUCGACAAUGUAUGACGACGCUGCAUUUUGCAUGGAAACCACUGCAAUUCAGUCAGCUAUUGACAAUGGUGUGGCAUUCUGCAGUCUUAUGUAAGCAAGAUCGAAAAAUCAAAUUAGAAAAAGCAAAACACAAAAAAUGCAAAAACUAAGGAAAAGAUUACAAAAAAUAAUAUCGAUUUCCGUCGCGAAACUAUUGUCGCUUUCAAUUUUCAUUGAUUUUUUCCCCCCAGUUUCGAAAGUGAAAUUUUUUUCGGGGGAAAAAAAUAAAAGAUGAGAGUAAUAUUAAGGAAAUCGUGUGCAGAAAAUUCGGAGGGGUAUGUGUCUGAGUGUGCGUAUGUAUGAACUGGCUGGUCCAGAAUCAUUGCUUCAUAUUUCUGAAAAAUCUCACACAUACAUAUAUAUAUAUAUAUAUAUAUAUAUAUACAUAUAUCUGAAUAUGCGAGAUUAUAUACAAAAAAUGAAGCCACUUUUUCUACUUCGAGAAAUCUUUACUCGAACCAUAUUAUAGAUACAAUGUGGAUUUAUCGCCAUUAUGAUCAACUCAUUGAUAAAGGCACAAGUGGCACGAUUUUUUUUAAACCUGAAAUAAAUUUCAUCUUCCUGUUUUUCGAAAAGAAUUUCAAUAUUCAAGUUGAAAUUUUACGCAAUUAUUAUUUAUUUUUAUAAAGCUAAAGACUAUUAAUUAUGAGUAAAACAAAUUAUAACUAUAUUAUUAUUUAAAAAAAAUAUUUUUUAGAAUUUUUUUUACAACUUCUAGAAUUUAUUCAGUUUUUCUACUUUUUUUAUUCCGAUCUGAUUUUCAAAUCAAUUAUCAUGUAAAAGUUACAGAUACAAUUAACUUUACUCAGUUGUUACUAAUUUUGUUAUAACUAUUUUUUAUAAUUAGAUUUCUAACUUUAAUUUUUAAUUUUUUAAACCAGUUUUUAAAUAGCUAUUUUUUUCUAACAUAUUUUUAAUAUUAAAAUUUUUUAAUUCAUAAUUUUUCCUGUAUUGGAUUUAAUUUCAGAAUUCCAAUACACCUUCUUCUGUUUUUUUAUUAUUCGCCAGUUAUUUCCAUUUUAAUAUUCUUCCAUUUACAAGUAUUUUAUUUCCAAUAAUAUCUGGAGUAUUAUUUUUAAUUUAAAAUUUUUUUUUCCAAUGAAAUCUGAUUUCUCGAGAUGUACAAUAAAACGACACGCACAUUUCCUGAUAAUUGAACUGACUCUUUUACAGUUUGUAUAAAUUACAGAGUUGUCUAACAAGAGAAAAAAAAUAAAUGUUCAUAUAGUUAGAAUUUAGGAAAUAUUUUACUAGAAAAAGAAAUUAAAUCUACAUUUUUAUUACUAAACGAAAUAUAUAAUUUUUUUGAAAAAAAAUUAUCGAGAUUAAUUGAGUGUAAAUUAUCGGUGUAGUGGAAAAAAUGGAGACAGGGGGAUGAAUUUUUAUUUUGGGGCUAUAAGAAAUCAUUCACUCAUAAUAAAUAAUAAUUUAUUGUGUUACGCCAAAGAGAGGAAUUUAAAAGAAAGUAAGAAUGAUAAACGUCAUUAUUUAUAUUGUUGAUAUUUUCCAACAUACUAUUUUUCGAAAACGAGACACUGAAAACAAUUUUGAGAAAAAAAUCUCUAUAAAUGUGAGGAAUUUUUUAGAAUUUAAAAAAUAAUAGAUUGUGAAUUGUUAUUGCUCUUUGUUAAUAAUAAGAAACGGGAUUGCACUAGCAAUAUAUAAUGACGUGAUUAUAAAGACUGAAAAACAAAAAAAAAUUGUAGAUCAACAAAAUCUUCAAGUGAGUGAAAAUAAUAUGUUUUUUUUCAUUGACAACUAACAUCAAUGAUAAUUUUUUUACAAUCGAUAU
Molecule: messenger RNA, 2719 nt
Organism: Leptopilina heterotoma
Lineage: Eukaryota; Metazoa; Arthropoda; Insecta; Hymenoptera; Figitidae
Exons: 4
Coding region: 5-982 (325 amino acids)
Source: RefSeq, a predicted model, not a curated record